This is a messenger RNA of Saccostrea echinata, 4313 nucleotides long. RefSeq names its product mucin-5AC-like. Gene Ontology annotation, cellular component: nucleus. The transcript is spliced from 6 exons. Bases 63 to 2102 code for a protein of 679 amino acids. Lineage: Eukaryota; Metazoa; Mollusca; Bivalvia; Ostreida; Ostreidae. Gene Ontology annotation, molecular function: DNA-binding transcription factor activity, RNA polymerase II-specific; RNA polymerase II cis-regulatory region sequence-specific DNA binding; protein binding. The record is from RefSeq and is a predicted model, not a curated record. Gene Ontology annotation, biological process: regulation of transcription by RNA polymerase II.
CAAGAGUUCCAAGAGGCAAAGACCGAAAUAUAAAAAAUAAGAAACAGAAGGAGCUAUCCAUCAUGUUUUACCACAAAGUCUACAUGAACCAGAUCCAUUCCAGUUCUCUUCUCUGUCAGCUAGCUUCUAUGUGGAAAAACCAGGUUCUCUGUGAUGCAGUCAUAAAAGCUGGAAAUAGUCACAUUAAGGCACACAGGGUAGUGCUGGUUGCAGCAUGCCCAAUGCUACAUUCCAUGAAGAAUGCUUCUGUAGGCUCAAACUUAGAGGUGAGACUGGCUGCAGAUAUUAAACCAGAAGCCAUCAACACUUUUCUUCAAUAUCUGUAUGAAGGCUUCAUGAUGCUGACAGAAGAAAACUGUAAGGAUGUGGAAAAAAUUGCACGGGUCCUUCAGGUUGAUAGUGUUUUGAAGUGCUGUGCUGAUUUCUACAAAUGCUUACAUACUGGUGAGAAAUAUGAGUAUAGUUUCCAUGACAAUGUUGAAUUCAGGCAUGUCAGAGCAUCAGACCUUCUAAAGGUUCAUGAUAGAAGUAAGAGAGCCUCUGAUGUACAGCCAGCAAGCCCAGGAAUUAAACGCCAACGAAUUCAGAGCAGAGGGGGUUCUGAUUCGCUCGGUGAUUAUGGAGCAAGUGACCUAUGGGAUAGAGUUCCGAGAGAGUGUUCAGGAAGUUCCUCCACAAGAACAACUCAGCCAGGGGUCAUUGAGAUAUUGGAGGACAGUAUAGAAAUUGUACAUUCAGAUAAACCAGAGGAUUCAGGAGGGACAAGAAGAGACAAUCUUCAAGACAGAAUGUCAUUAUCUGUAGCAAGUCAAUUAAAAUCAAGUAAUGAUGUACAGAUCAUUAAUGUUUCCAGUGGAGCAGAGGCCCCGCAGCGGGUUUCAAACAGUUCAGACUCAUCACGAUUUUCAUCUCAUCCAACUUUCACUCAUUCUCAGGGAUCAUCUAAUACGAGUUUUCGGCAUGAUCCUAUCUUCCCGAAUCCAAGCAGUACUUCAAGUGCCAGGCUUCCCUCAUCUCCCUCACCACAUUCUAGAAUGCCAUCACCUUCAUCAGCCUAUCAUCCUCAACAAAGAAACACUACAGCACAUUCUCAACCAAAGCCAUUUGCAGCAGGAAAUGCCACACAGGCAUCAAAAAGUUACAACACACCAUCACCAGUUGAACAAUUACGUCCUGGUUCUCAGGAUCAGUCAAGAGUAACAGCAGGAGCAAGCACAGUGUCUUUUUCUUCACCAUCUUCUUCACUAGGAGCUCCCCCUGUGUCCUCCCCAUCCACCUCCACACAACCACCACAACCAGUUGCUUUAUGGAGGAGUACCAGUUCAGAUGCUGUAGCUUCAGGGCCACCACCAGUGACUCAGCUGACAGAGAAACCAUUACUUCAACGGUCAGAGAGCACACCUGCCACAACUGGUGCAGAUAUAUCCAUAGUUAAAGUGGAAAGUGAGGUGACAUUUGAUGAACAGUUCCAUGGUGAUGACCCAAAUAUUACUUUUGACCCAGAUGACCAAUCAGGAGACUGGAACAGAGAAGACACUUCAAAUGAAGAAAGCAAUGCAAGUGAAGAUAAGAUGCCUCAGUGGAUGGCAGAGAGUAUGAAAGCAUACAAAUCAGACGAUAGACCCUCUUCUUCGGGUGAGGAACCAACAGCUGGCAGAAGUAAGCUCUCCGAAUACAUCGAUAAGUUACACGAUCUUCAAACAAAGGCAAUGUAUUUUGACAUGAUGCGUAACAGACCAAAAAUGUCAAUUCCGGCGGAAGCUUCAGAGGUUACCGAAAGUGCCGACACCUCGGAAGUUUUGAAGGGACUGGACUUGACCAUUAGAUCCUCGCAGCAAAAACACGUACCAAUUUACAACAAGGACAGGAAGUACACACCCUGUUUGUACUGUGGGCGGCUAAAGAACAGAACACGGUCAGGAUGGCGUGUGAACACUUUUUACCGUUGUCUGCAGUGUGACGUUCCACUCUGUGUUAACGACCGUAACUGCUUUGUGCUCUAUCAUAAAUAUUUUCUUGGUAUGACUAAUGUGGAAUCUCCAGGACGUCGUCGAUCACGUGAUCUUAGUCAUUUGGAAGUGAAAAAAGAGACAAAUGGCUAAGUUGCUUUUUAUAUAACAUUUUGUUUAGUAUUUCAUAUCAUUCAGUCAUAUUAAAUUGUCUUAUAUUAUAGAGUGAUAUAUUUGUACUAGAAGUACAACAUGUAAUAUUGUGUAUUGAAUUAAGCUUCAGACUAUUAUGCUUAUUGAACUGCAUCCUUGGAAACCAACUAUUGACACGUGUUCUAAGAGACUUGACCAGGCGUGGAUUUCUGAUGUUGCUGAACAUUUUGGUGAAUAGAUGGUUGUAUUUUAUCUACAUUUAGGCUUAUACAUAUUCAUGUCAUUUGUUUGCUUCUGUUCUUGAGCAUAACGUUAUAGGACGAAAUCUCUGUGUACUGUGACUGAAAUACUGCUUUUCUCAUGUUUUGUAUUUUACAAUCACUUGUUAUGCAUUAUGCAUCGUAUUUGUUGAUUUUUUUCUCGAGUAUUUAGGUACUUAAGACUCCAGUUAAUUUUUUUUAUUUGGGACAGAAUAUAUCUUAGUUAUUCAUAGAUUUUUACCACGAAGGAACUUUGACCCCUUCUCUUGUAAUACCGGUUAACAGCUUUGAGUUGUUCUUUUUUCAUUAAUACUUAUAGUACAAUGUUCUCUUACUUUAUAUUCUCAUUCUUUUCACACGAAAUGACUCAAUUUUCUUAAUGAACGUCAAACGCACAAUAUGUCUUUGUUACCUGAUUGGAAAAUUGACUAUAGCAGUAUUACAGAUAUUUUAUUCCGGUCGUCUUAGACGUGUAGAAUAUCUCAGUUUUAUACCGGUGAUAUGUCCCCUAAACUUUGCUUUUAUAGUGUGUUACAGGGGUCUUAAAAGGUAUAUUCAGGAAAUAUUUGUUUCAGGGACUAUGUCUAUUAUGUGUAUGAUUAAGUAGAUUUCUGACACUAGCCCCCUCAUAUUACGAGUAAUUUUUUCUUUGAACGUUUAAAACAUAUUUUGUAAAAUUCGAUAUUCAGGAAUACUACCCUUUACCCUUUUAUUUGUUUUUUUUUCAUUUUGUAAUUUUUAUAUUCACAUUUACUCAUCGUUACAGAGAAUAAUAGACUUGAAUUCAGCCGUUCUACAUUUACUCACCGUUACAGAGAAUAAUAGACUUGAAUUCAGCCGUUCUACAUUUACUCAUCGUUACAGAGAAUAAUAGACUUGAAUUCAGCCGUUCUGUCCAGUGGUUGUUAUGUCUCUAUGUUACGUGGUAAAUGUAAAAAGAAAUUUUCGAUAACUUUAUCCCCCCCUUCUUUUUUAUGAUUUAAAGAAAUAUAUAUAAAUUUGCAGUUGGUGAUUUUCCUUUUAAUCUUCAAUUUUUGGAAUAUGAUAUAUUUUAAAUAUGUUUUAAAAGUUAAAGAUUUUCCUUUGUACGUGUUGUAUAUCUAUAUAUUUUGGCUAUUUGUUUAGGGCGCAGUUUUGCAUUACCGAAACUCGAUAUUGCAUUACCGAAUUUUUUUUUAUCAAUACCAAAAAUAUUUAAAUAUUAUUACCGAAAUACAAUGCAUAGCAUCUCUGAAAAUCUACAUUUAAUGCAUAUUCCAUUAGCCCGGUUGUACUGUUGUCUCCUCUCCACGGGGAGGUGAAAGAGGAUCUUGGGUAGGAUAAUGUUUCAAAGAUACAGAUUUCAAGUCGAAUUUAAAACUGGAUUAAAACACAUGUCAAAGCUCCACUAUUUAAUGUUUGUAUUAUGAUACGUGUUGUUGACUGUUGAUAAUGUCAAAAAAGGAAGAUUUUUGGUUGACUUGUAGAACUGGAAAUUGAAAUCGGAGUGAAAUGAUUCUGGCCCGUUCAGGCCGUUGUUCGUUCCCUUACUUUUUCUUCGGGAAUGGAUGCGCACAUUGACGUGGUACUUCAACCGGUAUCUCAAUUUGACUUUAUGGUAAUAAUAUAUAAUAAUAUUCUUUCGGAAAUGAAAGAAAAUACUUUUUGGUAAGGAUAACUGAUCAAUUUCAAUAUUUUCGGUAAUGCAAUGCAGCCGUUUAAGGAAUGUUUGAAUUUCUGCAUUCAUAUCGAUUUUAAAAAUACCCUCAGGUCACAGGUAAUAAUUAACCUCAUUCAGACGUUUUUAUAUAAAUAAGUAUGUUAACAGAUCAACAGUUUUUUUUUUUUUGUACAUUUUGUUUUGCCAAACAUUAUAUGGAUUGUUGAAUUUUGCAUAUUUUUAUACUUCGUUGUAUACAACAUAUCUAGAUUUGUUUUCUUUUUUCAUAUUAUAUCGGAAAAUAAAGAUCUA